Messenger RNA from Vespula pensylvanica (western yellowjacket), 2017 nucleotides. It is a transcript of the gene sob, whose product is annotated as protein sister of odd and bowel. The transcript has 2 exons. The coding region runs from base 419 to 1810 and encodes 463 amino acids. Gene Ontology annotation, cellular component: nucleus. NCBI's taxonomy places the organism in Eukaryota, Metazoa, Arthropoda, Insecta, Hymenoptera, Vespidae. Gene Ontology annotation, biological process: regulation of transcription by RNA polymerase II; embryo development. Gene Ontology annotation, molecular function: RNA polymerase II transcription regulatory region sequence-specific DNA binding; DNA-binding transcription factor activity, RNA polymerase II-specific. The record is from RefSeq and is a predicted model, not a curated record.
GAACGGACCCAUUUCGACUCGGAUACCUGCCACCAGGUGGCUCCACCAGCAGUGCCCAGCAGCGCUCGGCAGGAGCAGUCUUCGGAGCGCCUUCGCACCGCCAGCAUCUCGCGCGAGCAUCGCUUUCUCUUUUCUCUCUUCCUUAUAACCUUCCCACGAAGGAACGAAUCGCGGAUUGUCGAAUACCUCGUGACAUACAAACGAUCAACGAUACCAGGACGCAACGAGUGAUUCGACGAGAUGAGAAAACGGUCCCCCGAAACGGACCGUUUCCCUUCGAUCGAUCAUUCAUAUUAUUCGUAUGGAUUUUAACGAGCCGAUAGUUAAAGGUGUAAUCACCUUUGCCAAUGGUACCGGGACAACGCGUAGAACUUACGUUCCCGAGGUUAAUCAGGAACGAUCUUGUUGACGGUGGAGGAUGCAACAGGAGAAACAGCAGGAAGAGGAUCAGCGGGGAACGACGAUGGUGCCAUCAUCUUCCUCGUCGAACGCGACGAUUACGAUGACGGAAGAGGAUAACCGGCAAGUAGAAGCUACCAGUCUAGCGAUAGAAUCGAGUUUACCGAAUCUAACGCUUCAGAGCGUUGCCCUGGGUUUACAGGGUGCUCUCUUGGCUGCCCUUCAAAGGGCAGCCUUGUUACCACCCGGUCAUGCCGCAGCCGCUGCUUUGAAUCUUCAAGCCCUCGAAACCUAUCUCACCCUUCAUCGUCUUCACGCGAGCGGUGCCACGGCAGGAGUCAAUCAACAAAGAUGUUCGCCCCCUUUGACCGCAGAUUUGGAGGAGGCAAACCUCGUCCCUACCACUACCACGUCUACGACCUCGACGACGAUAACUACGUUGGUGGACACGUCUAAGGACGAUCAUCAUCAACAGCAACAACAGCAGCAGCAUCAUCAUCAUCAUCAGCAGCAGCAGCAGCAGCAGCAACUCGAAACCGAGCAAUUACUUGGAUCGAUCGACGAGGACGAGGAUGGGGCACGUUUAGAAUUCGUCACCGAUCCGGAAGAGGAUCUGGCACUUCUCGAAGAAGAGGAAACUCUUUUAAGGGACACCGGAGUUGCAACAUCCUCGUCCUCAUCCUCCACCACCUCGUCCACCUCUCACGAGGUACUUCUACGUCGAAUAUCCGAAGGAAACCGUACGAAUUCCGGGCCGUCGAUCUCCCAAAUAAACGUUUCCACUACCUCCUCGUCCUCCCUCUGUUCGUCCACAUCAUCAUCGACUACUUCCUCCAAUUCUAACUCCCUUCAGGCCACUUCGACCUCCGUCGAUCCUGCUAUACAAAGAUCUUGUAGAGCGGCCAGACCGAAGAAGCAAUUUAUUUGCAAGUUCUGUAGCCGACAAUUCACCAAGAGCUAUAAUCUAUUGAUUCACGAGAGGACUCAUACCGACGAGCGUCCAUACUCGUGCGAUAUUUGCGGCAAAGCUUUCCGACGGCAAGAUCAUCUCAGAGAUCAUAGGUAUAUUCACAGUAAAGAGAAACCGUUUAAGUGCGCCGAAUGCGGCAAAGGAUUUUGUCAGAGCAGAACUUUGGCCGUUCACAAGAUUCUACAUAUGGAGGAAUCGCCACACAAGUGUCCCGUUUGCGCUAGAAGCUUCAAUCAAAGGAGCAACCUGAAGACACAUUUGUUAACGCACACGGACAUAAAGCCUUAUCACUGUGCCUCGUGUGGCAAGGUAUUUCGUAGGAACUGCGAUCUAAGGCGACACUCGUUGACCCAUAAUCUUGGAGUACCGACGUCGCCACCACCAACGGGGGGUAUAGCUGUACCUGGCACGAGUACCGUGGUCCUUCAGAAGACAUCCUAGCGCGUUUAAAUGAUUCUUCGUGGUCCCCGUUGAAAUAGAAAAAAAAAGAACGCGAUGGAUAAGGGAGAAAAUCGGUCUUUGAAUAAUUGUUAAUUCUAACGAUCUCUCGUUGUAUUUCAGUUUUCAAAAUGGGGGGACGACGAUCAAUCGAUUUCGACGAAGGUCGACAAAAACUUCCAGGGGACUGUGUACUGCGCGAUCGAUCGA